Messenger RNA from Drosophila suzukii, 873 nucleotides. RefSeq lists its product as uncharacterized. Lineage: Eukaryota; Metazoa; Arthropoda; Insecta; Diptera; Drosophilidae. The record is from RefSeq and is a predicted model, not a curated record.
UGCCAUCGCCGCAUUAUCAGUUUGUCUACCGCAGUGGCAUCAUCGAACCUCCCCCUAAAAAUACGAGAGAAUAUUCCCAGAAAUUAACAAUCUUAUCAACAAUGCCACUGAAAUUUAACCGAUUGUGCCUGCCAUUGCUCCUGUUCGCUUGUCAUCUACUGGCUGAGAUUCCACAAUGCUUUCACUUUACCUGGGUUGGUGCCUACGAUAAUCACUCGAACAUCCAGACCGAAACCUGCGACUCCAGAGUGGGUGACUUUAACGACAUACCCUGCGAAGAACCACUGGUUGUUACACCCGACGACACAGUGCCGGAUGUGAAGGCUCUGUGGCAAAAUACCACGGAGAACCGCGAGAACUUUCUGUGCCAAAUGUCGCCCGGUCGCUCAUGCGUGAAAUACUCCUACAUAUUCAAGGGCGGAAUACAGAACAUCACGUAUAUGUGCGCCAACGUGAACAGCAGCAACGGGUGCUACCGACAGCUACAUCCAACCGGCAUGGUUGUGGAGGCCUGUGUCUGCACCUCCCGAGUGGGUCUGAUACCCUGUAAUGGCUGCUCGAGAACUCGGCUCGGCGGUGCCACGGGCUGGGCUCUUUGUUUGCUCGGCCUUUAUCAAUGGCUAAAUAAAUAUCGAAUAGUUUGAACUGCAAAUACGGUGCCUUUAUGUAAUGUGACAUUUCCGGGCUUUUGAUUUUGACAAGCCUCUGCGAAAUUUAUGUGCACUCUUUGUAGGCCAUGCAUUUUCGUUUUUUGACGGUAUUUUUUACGCCGCCCGAUGUGGCUAAAUAAACUGCCAUAAUUUAUUUGCUCGCCCAUUAAUCAAUUGCAAGUUGAUGAUGACAAUGACGCUGACUGUCCGCUGGGCAAUUUGC